UCGAUAUUUCCCACAGGCUACAGGUACAACAAAACUCUCCCGAAUGCGCGGCCGGGUCAAUGCCAGCAAGCCUUCCAAUCCCCUCGACACCGUGUGAUGACCAAAACGAGACGCUAGGCGCCUUUUGGGUGGGGUCAGAUGGGAUUCAAACUGGUUGGCGACUCAGUGACGUCGGUGUCCGGCAUUCUUCCCCGUCUGCUUAUCCGAUGCAACCUUGGGAAUGCGGAGGGGUCGGUGCGUUACCUCGGGCACCACCCCGACCCCCCCUUAGCAGAGGACCUCUAUCACAGAGCCAUUAGCUGGGUCUGUUCGGAGGAGGGUCGAAAUAGGACAACGGUUGCCAUGCGUGUCUGGUCUCCUGCGAGACUUUGCAUCAUGUCGCGCAGCAGAGGUCAUAUCAAGCCAGGCUCGGAUUUCCAUGGAGAUCUCUAUCAGCUCGAGAUAGAUAGCGCGCCACGCCCGAGGAUAUCGAACGGCCCGAGUCUCUGGCCAACAGAUCUGCGGCCCCCAUCAUUGAUGAAAUCAAGUCCCGGCUUGAAAGGCGCCCAGCGAUGUAACCCAAAAUGACAGGAGGAUUCAACCGUGGACGAGCCGGCACCAGGGUCUUCGGUCUCGGAAAACCAGGGUGGCGUCCCAAGAUGCUACCUUAUCUGUACGCAGUACCGGCUCCGUCCCAACUAAAAAAGCCAAUAAUCCCAGCCUUCAAGCUCCAUCCCUGCCCCCCUUUUGAGUCGCCCACCCAGUAGACCAUGUCGCCGGGCGGUCACCCAGAUGGCACGUCUAAGCCGGCCGUUGCCAAGUCCGGCCCGGAGGACAGGAAGAACUCCCUUGCCAGCAACGUGGCCAAGGACGUUGAGCUCCAAAUCAGCACCGCGAGGGUCCUCGAUCCUGCCGCCGAGCGGGCGCUCUGCAGGAAGUUUGACUUUCGCCUGCUCCCCGUCCUUGCGUUUCUGUACCUGCUCAACGCCCUCGACAAGGGCAACAUCGGCAAUGCCGAGACGGCCGGGUUCAGUAAGGACCUCAGCUUCGCGCCCGGCCAGUACAACCUGAUCCUGGCCAUCUUCUUCGUGCCCUUUGUCAUCUUCGCGCCGCCCAUCUCCAUCAUUGGCAAGAAGUAUGGGCCCGCGCGCGUCCUCCCCUGCCUGGCCAUGGUCUUCGGCUCCAUGACGCUCCUGACUGCGGCGGCGCGCAGCUUCAGCGGCAUUUUCGCCCUGCGCUGGUUCCUGGGCAUGGCCGAGUCCGCCGUCUUCCCUCUGGUCAUCUACUACCUGACGACCUUUUACCGUCGGGGCGAGCUGGCUAGGCGCCUGGCGAUUUUCUACGCCGCGGCCAACAUCGCGAAUGCCUUCUCCGGGCUUUUGGCGUUCGCCGUCUUCCGCAUCGAAAGCCACCUCGUCGACUUCAGCUGGCGCUGGCUGUUUAUCAUCGAGGGCACAAUCACCGUCCUCUUUGCCGUUUUCGCGUACUGGUACCUGCCCCUGAGCGCCUCGCAGGCCAGCUUCCUGAACGAGGAAGAAAAGGCACUGGCAUUCCACCGGAUCUCGGUCGAUUCGUCAUCAACCGUCGAGGAGGGCUUCAACCUGCGCAAGUCUCUGGUCAUUUUCCGGCAGCCGGCCACGUAUGGCUUUUUACUCAUCGAAAUAUGCGUCGGGGUCCCGUCGCAGGCUGUCAAUCUUUUCAUGCCCCAGAUAAUCCAGCGCCUGGGCUAUGGCACGAUCCAGACCAACUUGUUCACCGUGGCGCCUAACAUUACGGGCGCCGUGAUGCUGCUCAUUCUGGCGUUCACCUCCGAUUGGCUCCGCCUUCGCUCGCCCUUUGUUGCACUCGGCUUCAUCCUCACAUGCAUGGGGUUCGCCAUCUACGCCGCCAUCGAUAAUAUCGAGACGCAGCUACGUCUGGGAUAUUACGCCACCUUUAUGAUGUGUUGGGGCACUUCUGCCCCUUCUGUCCUGCUCAGCACGUGGUACAACAACAACAUCGCCCACGAGGGCCAGCGCCUGGUCCUUACAUCCGUGGGGGUUCCGCUAGCAAACUUAAUGGGCCUGGUGUCCAGCAACGUAUUCAGAAAAGAAGAUGCGCCAAAAUAUGAACCCGCCCUGAUAACGACGGCCUGCUUCGGCGCGGCCGGGGCUACCGUCGCGGCCGCCAUGGGGCUCUGGAUGGUCUGGGACAACCGCGCGAGGAACAGGAGCCAGGGCGUGAACCUCAGCGCCCGCGACGUGCCCACGCACCGCCUGCGCGAUGGGCCAAAGGUGGACGAGUUUCGAUGGUUUCUGUAGGCGUGGGUGAAGCCCGGUUACAUGGCUCGUUACAUGUCAUGUAUUUGUAUAAAUGCACAAUCAGAACUGGCAAAGACCGGCAUCAGUCCCACGUCUGCCAGGCCGCUUUCUGCCUUCCUGAAGCCGGAUCCUUCCG
Gaeumannomyces tritici R3-111a-1 is the source of this 2415-nucleotide messenger RNA. Its product is annotated as MFS transporter. Gene Ontology annotation, molecular function: transmembrane transporter activity. Gene Ontology annotation, cellular component: membrane. The transcript has 4 exons. The record is from RefSeq and is a predicted model, not a curated record. Lineage: Eukaryota; Fungi; Ascomycota; Sordariomycetes; Magnaporthales; Magnaporthaceae. Gene Ontology annotation, biological process: transmembrane transport. Bases 750 to 2279 code for a protein of 509 amino acids.